GUUUUGUUUUGAUCUUAUCAUUCGCUUACCACACUGAAAUUAUUCGUUUCGUUGGUAAUUUUUGCAUUUUACGUAAAUUGCACAAUUAAAGGAAAACAAGUGAAUUAUGUCUCGACACGCUUUAAUAGGCGGAGGUACUGGUUUUAUCGGCAAAGGAUUGAGCAAACACUUAAUAAAAAAUGGUUAUGAUAUCACUGUCAUAUCACGCAUGCCAGGAUUAAACCGCAUAACUUGGCUUGACGUAGAACGAAACGGAAUACCAAAUGGCAUUACGUCUGUGGUAAACUUAGCAGGACAAAAUGUGUUAGAUCCAAGCCGUCGUUGGACAGAUGGUUUUAAGCAAAAUGUAUGGACUUCACGUGUUAACACCAGCGCCGCGUUGGUGAAAGCAAUAUCAGCAGCACCGCAAGUCAAAGCCUUUGUAAAUAUUUCGGGUGUAAGUCACUAUAAACCUGACAACAAACGCAUCUAUACAGAGAAUGAUACUGUCCAAGGAUUCGAUUUCAUGUCUAAGUUGUGUCUUGAAUGGGAAAAAGCUGCUACAUUGCCGCCAGAAAUUACUCAUUGUAGAGGAAUCAAAAUUCGUACGGGCGUAGUAAUAGCGCGAACAGGUGGUAUGAUUCAGAAUAUAUGGCUACCUUUUCAAUUAGGUCUUGGUGGCCCUCUUGGUAAUGGCAAACAAUUUCUCCCUUGGAUUCACUUGCAUGAUUUGUGCAGAUUGAUACAGCAUUCGAUAGAAACUGAUAAAAUUGAUGGCGUACUGAAUGCAGUAGCGCCGGAAAUGGUAACAAAUAGCGAGUUUUCAAAGGCAUUUGCCUCUGCUUUGAGACGCCCUUGUCUCUUUCCAGUGCCAGAGUUUGUAGUACAAGCUAUUUUUGGAAAGGAUCGUUCAGCACUACUUUUGACUGGAGCCAAAAUUAAGCCGGAGAGGACAUGGGAAAGUGGUUUUAGUUACCAAUAUCCUUCAGCUAAAGAGGCUUGCUUAGAGGUAGUCCAAAAACGAUAACUAAAAAUUUUGUAAUUUUUUUCGCUAGUUAUAAAAAGGCGUUAUUGAAAGAGGUUGAAAAGCCUAGACUAGCCUAUCCUAUA
Messenger RNA from Ceratitis capitata (Mediterranean fruit fly), 1089 nucleotides. RefSeq names its product epimerase family protein SDR39U1. The record is from RefSeq and is a predicted model, not a curated record. Lineage: Eukaryota; Metazoa; Arthropoda; Insecta; Diptera; Tephritidae. The transcript has 4 exons. Bases 107 to 1006 code for a protein of 299 amino acids.